Messenger RNA from Cercospora beticola, 738 nucleotides. RefSeq lists its product as uncharacterized. Lineage: Eukaryota; Fungi; Ascomycota; Dothideomycetes; Mycosphaerellales; Mycosphaerellaceae. The record is from RefSeq and is a predicted model, not a curated record.
AUGGCCUCUCCACCACUCGCCCUCAAAAUCUCCCUCGGCCUUUUGAUGCUCGAUUCCCUCAUCGAAACAGCCUUUGUUUCCUCCAUGGUCCGAUGGCUGCACACCCGAGCAGGCCGCGACUUCCUCUUCACCUCAUCCAACAGCACCCACCCCCUCCACGGCAAACCCCUCAACCUCCUCAUCGACCAAGGCCACACCUCCAACGGAGCCGCAGGCACAGCCUUCGUCCUCAUCAGCCUAGGCGGAAUCCUCUCUCUCAAACUCCGCCACCACGCAACCUCACACCCACACAACACCCGCUCCAGCACAUCAACCUUCUCCAAAAUCAUCCACACAACCUGGUUAAUUUUUACUUUCCUCUCCAUGCUUCUCUCCCUCGGAGCCCUAAUCUACACCUUCACUCUCACAUCCUCGCAUACCGACCAACACAUCGACACCACUCUCGCCGCAUCACUCAACAAUCAACCCUAUCCAAAUCAAGUCCCAUACCCAAAAGAUUCCUGGACACCAGAGAAUUGGUUCAAAGCAGUUCUCGAAAUUCCUCUCGUCAGUAAAAGUGACAGAGACACCAUAAAUUUCCAUCUCCGAAUCAUGCAAGCCUGGCGCUGGAAUUUAAUUCCCAUGUUCAUUCUCGGAUUGGCAGUUUUCGUGUGCGCAACAAUUGACGCAGUGGCUCAGUGGAAAAAAGAUCGACAAGUGCGGAGUUUUAUGCGCGAGGGAAAGAGGCUUUCGGUGUAG